Molecule: messenger RNA, 1350 nt
Organism: Carya illinoinensis
Lineage: Eukaryota; Viridiplantae; Streptophyta; Magnoliopsida; Fagales; Juglandaceae
Product: protein FAR1-RELATED SEQUENCE 5-like
Exons: 1
Coding region: 1-1350 (449 amino acids)
Molecular function (GO): zinc ion binding
Source: RefSeq, a predicted model, not a curated record
AUGCAAUACAAGAAUCUCGGAUUCUUUGCCUUGAUGGAUUUAGAUGAUGAUGGGAGGUUGAAGAAUGUAUUUUGGGCAGAUCCACGCAGCAGGGCAGCUUAUCAAGAUUUUGGUGAUGUGGUAACGUUUGACACCACGUACCUAACAAACAGGUAUGGAAUGCCCUUUGCACCCUUUGUUGGUGUAAACCAUCAUGGGCAAUCGAUUCUCUUUGGAGCAGGGUUAAUUUCCAGUGAAGACACAGAGACUUUUACAUGGUUAUUUCAGACCUGGCUAGAGUGUAUGGAUGGUAUAGCCCCGCCAACUAUUAUUACUAACCAGGAUAGAGCAAUGAAAAAUGCCAUUUCUAUUGUAUUUCCAAAAAGCAGACAUAGAUUUUGCCUGUGGCAUAUUCUGAAAAAAGUUCCCGAGAAGCUUGGUUCCCACCGUGCCUACAAAAGUGGCUUGAAAACCCAGCUGAUGAAAUGUGUUUAUGACAGUCAAACCAUUGAAGAGUUUGAGAAAUCUUGGGAAGAGUUAAUUGGCGCGUACAACUUGGAAGAGAAUGUGUGGUUGCAAAGUUUGUAUGCUGAGCGCACGCAUUGGGUACCGGUAUUUCUAAAGGAAUAUUUUUGGGCUGGCAUGAGUACAACACAACGGAGCGAGAGCAUGAAUGCAUUUUUUGACGGAUAUGUUCAUGCGAAGACAAACUUGAAAGAGUUUGUCGACCAAUUUGACAAUGCCUUGAGGAAGAAAAUGGAGAAUGAAAUCAGCUCAGACUUCCAAUCUUUUAGCGUUACAAUUCCAUGCAUAUCUAGAUCUCCGAUGGAAAAGAGAUUCCAACAGUUGUACACGAAUGCAAAAUUUAGAGAAGUGCAGGAGCAAGUUAUGGGUCUAGUCGAUAUGGACCCAUCUCUACUUAGAAGAGAUGGUGUGAAGAAGACCUAUCUGGUAGAAGAUGAAGUGCUAGUUGACGAGUUCACUAAACAUGUUAACUUUCAUGUGGACUUCAAUGAGGAAGAUUGCGAUGUUAAGUGUUCAUGUGGGUUAUUCCAGAUGAGGGGGAUACUGUGCAGGCAUAUCUUGGCCAUAUUCAAAUGUAACGGGAUAAAAACUGUGCAAGAUAGAUACAUUUUGAAUCGAUGGAGAAAGGAUAUCAAACGGAGAUACACGUUAAUCAGCAGUACAUAUGACACAGGGUCUCAGCAGGAAGAUAGUAACAGAUAUUCAAGCCUAUUGAAUAUCUGUUACCGGAUGAUUACACGUGCAGCGGGUUCGAAAGAGCAUACUGAGGAUGCAAUGGCAAAGUUGUAUUCUAUGAUUGAGUUAUAUGGUGACACCCAAGAACCCCCUUCAAUUCCCAAAUGCUAG